This is a messenger RNA of Biomphalaria glabrata, 615 nucleotides long. RefSeq lists its product as uncharacterized. The transcript has a single exon. The record is from RefSeq and is a predicted model, not a curated record. Lineage: Eukaryota; Metazoa; Mollusca; Gastropoda; Planorbidae. The coding region runs from base 1 to 615 and encodes 204 amino acids.
AUGCCCAACUACCUGCCCCAACAACUUGCCCAACUACCUGCCCUAACUACAUGCCCAACUACCUGCCCUAACUACAUGCCCAACUACCUGCCCCAACAACUUGCCCAACUACCUGCCCUAACUACAUGCCCAACUACCUGCCCCAACCUACUUGUCCAACUACUUGCCCAACUACCUGCCCCAACCUACUUGUUUAACUACUUGCCCGACUACCUGCCCCAACCUACUUGCCCAACUACCAGCCCCAACCUACUUGUCCAACUACCUGUACCAACCUACUUGCCCAACCUACUUGCCCAACUACCUGUCCCAACCUACUUUCCCAACUACCUGCCCCAACCUACUUGCCCAACAACCUGCCCCAACCUACUUGCCCAACAACCUGCCCCAACCUACGUGCCCAACAACCUGCCCCAACUACUUGCACAAGUACCUGCCCCAACCUACUUGCCCAACUACCUGCCCCAAUCUACUUGCCCAACUACCUGCCCCAACCUUCUUGUCCUACUACUUGCCCCAACCUACUUGCCCAACUACUCGCCCAACUACCUGCACAACUACAGACGAUCUCCACAGAAACUAUUCCGUUUAAAGAGCAGCAUGGGGGAUAACUGA